Molecule: messenger RNA, 1764 nt
Organism: Limulus polyphemus (Atlantic horseshoe crab)
Lineage: Eukaryota; Metazoa; Arthropoda; Merostomata; Xiphosura; Limulidae
Product: nuclease-sensitive element-binding protein 1-like
Exons: 9
Biological process (GO): regulation of gene expression
Cellular component (GO): nucleus
Molecular function (GO): nucleic acid binding
Source: RefSeq, a predicted model, not a curated record
GAUUAGUGGCAAUGAAAGUCUUACAAGCCAAGUAUGAACAAAGCAGUUUGUGCUUGAAGGCGACCCACGUGACGGGAACAGUGAAAUGGUUCAAUGUAAAGAACGGAUACGGCUUUAUUAACAGACUUGAUACUAAAGAAGACAUCUUUGUUCAUCAGACAGCUAUAAUAAAAAACAACCCAAAGAAGAUUGUACGGAGUGUAGGAGAUGGAGAGACUGUAGAGUUUGAUGUUGUUGUGGGAGAUAAGGGAAAUGAAGCAGCUAAUGUAACGGGACCUGAUGGAGCCCCUGUUCAGGGGAGCCGCUAUGCAGCAGAUAAACGACCUUUUCGUAGGCGAUAUAUUUCCAGGCGACGCUCACAACGUAGACUCCCACGACGAGAAGAAGAUGAUGAGCAAGAGGAAAAGCAAGAUCAAGAUCCUGAUGAGAGGCGUCAGAGACGUGAAGAACCUCGAAUGCCCAGGAGGAGACGUGCUUAUUUUCGUGACAAUAACUAUCGGCCUCGGGGACCACCUCGUACAAGGGAGGAAGACCAGCAGGUUACUGAAGGAGGCAAUGUGUCACAACAGAGGGACCAGGAACAACGUCGAGCACCUCGGCGGUAUCGUGGCCGGUAUUUUCGGCGCAGACCUAGACAUGUAUCUGAAGAAGGUCACAACAGUGAUGGUGAGCCAGUAAAUGACGCCGAAGAAGAUGUUAACAGACAGAGAGAAGAAAGCAUUCGUCAACCACCUCGUAGACCUCGCUUUAGGUAUGGAAGAGGGCGUGGAAGGUUUCGAAGAGGAAAUCCUAGACCAGAGAGAGAGACAAAGGAUAAUGAACCCGACUCAACUACAAAUGGCACUGCACCUCCUGUAGAAGCUAUAAGCAAAAUCCCUAAUGGGUCUGCUCCAUCUGGAGAGGCAGCAAGUGAAGUUCCUAAGGAUCAACGGAGUAAAAUUAGAGAUUCAGCAAGUGAUGAGCAAACUACAUCCGAGCAGAUUAGUGUAUUGGAUUGUAGCAGAAGUGGCGAGUCAACAGUAACUACCACUUGUGUCCCUACAGAGAUUAAGACAGCGGCAAACCAGGUGGCUGCUCCACAAGAGAAUGGGACUGAAUGUUUUCCUUCUGAAAAAGUGGCAUCACCUUAAUGGAUGACCUUAACACCUUUUUCUCUUGCAUUCAAAGUAGAUGGAGGUGCAUUUUACAUCAGAUUUUUGAUAGAACUGUGUCUAACACCAUUGAUAAGUUUUGUUUUGUUUUCUUCAUCAACAGCUGUGCAUUUAGGCAAGUGCACGUUCUAUAACACCCUGAGGCUAAAAUGCACAUGUUUCAACCGCAAUUAUUAUCAAUUCAACUUGAACUGAAUUGAAUAAAAUCAGAAAUUACAGAUUUGCCACAAAUUAUUAUUAUUAAUUGGUUGAUAUUUGUUAUAAUUUCUAAAUGUGGCAAAGGAUAUUUUAGUGCCCAAUUAAAUAUACUGGUGGACUUUGAGCAAUGUCGGUAAAGGUAUGUUGAUUUCAACUGCAGGUGAGUCAGUGGUGGUAUCUCGAUUUAAAAUUGGCAGGUGAAAGAUCUUUAGAAGAAUAAUGUAAUCCAAAGAAAUAAUUUAUUUCCUUAAGCAUCUUCCCAAGUUGUGUGGAAGGAUAUAUUGUUAUUUUCCCAUAAAAAAAUAAAUAAAUAAAUAUUUUGGGAGGCAGUGUGAAAUUUGUACAGGUCAUCUGGGACGUUUGUAAAACAUGUGCAUUUGCAAUAAAAGUUUAUUGGUUGCAUUAUAUCAAUUUA